Molecule: messenger RNA, 2536 nt
Organism: Anneissia japonica
Lineage: Eukaryota; Metazoa; Echinodermata; Crinoidea; Comatulida; Comatulidae
Product: calcium uptake protein 1, mitochondrial-like
Exons: 13
Coding region: 163-1605 (480 amino acids)
Biological process (GO): mitochondrial calcium ion homeostasis; calcium import into the mitochondrion
Cellular component (GO): uniplex complex
Molecular function (GO): calcium ion binding
Source: RefSeq, a predicted model, not a curated record
CCGACUGGGACACGCGCGGAUGGUUGGCCUGGAUUUUCUGAGGAAUAUAUUUCUUGGAGGCGCUGCCACUGUAAAUCUUGCUGUAAAUAAAAAGAGCUGAAAGGAAACCGACCAUCAAUCUGAUUAAAAGAGAAAGAUGUGUAACAUUGCUUAAAUUGCAAAAUGUUUGCAAGAGCAGUUAGACAAGGUAUUUGUGUUUUAACUCAAGUUCCAAGAUAUGGUAGAAGAUGCAUAACACAAUAUAACCAAGAAUUACCAAAUAGAGGACGUUUACUGUAUUAUUUGAUUGGUGGUGGAACAGGGAUUGUAACUGGAUCAAUAGCCAUUCGAAGAUCACUCCAUGCUUCUGUGGAUACAACAGUAAAAACAUCUGAUGAAGCGAAAACUGAUGAAGAGUUGUCAGAAACAGAAGAUGAGUCUGAAGAAGGGGAGGUUAAAGAAAAAGGAAAGAAAAGGACAGGAUUCCGAGAUAGGAAGAUUAUAGAAUAUGAAAAUCGUAUUCGUCAUUAUUCAACCCCUGACAAAAUCUUCCGCUACUUUGCUACAAUCAAGAUGGUAGAUGAGCAAGGGGACUCAGAAAUCUACAUGACCCCAGAAGAUUUUAUAAGGUCAAUUACUCCAGAUGAAAAACAACCUGAAGGCCUUGGGCUUGACCAGUUCAUCAAAGUUACUCCUAAGCAAUUAAGAAAUGAAAGGGCGACGUUCCAGCAGACUUUUAAACAGAAGCACUUUUCUUUGAAGGAAGACAGCCUCUUUUUCCAUCUUGGAGAGUGUGGCCUUAUAUCGUUUGUUGAUUACAUGUUCUUAUUAACUGUCCUAUCUACACCUAGUAAACAUUUUGAGAUUGCCUUUCGAUUGUUUGACCUGAAUGGAGAUGGGGUCGUGUCAAGUGAAGAAUUCUCCAAGGUAACAGAUGUGAUCCGAGCUCAGACAGCUACCGGUAAGCGUCAUCGAGAUCGCAGCACGACUGGCAAUACGCUGGACAAGCACCCAACGGCUAGUUCACUGUCCACUUACUUCUUUGGUCCUAAUCUUGAUCGUAAACUCACCACAGCUGACUUUGCAAAAUUCCAUAAAGAGCUGAAGCUUGAGCUUCUCAGAAUGGAGUUUGAACGUUGUAAUCCUGUAGACGGCAGAAUAUCUGAGCAAGAUGUGGCCCAUAUGUUGUUGGUGUAUGCCAACAUCACACGAAAGAGGGAAAUUAAGAUGAUGAAACGAGUCAAGAAGAAGUACAGGGAUGACCCUAAGGGUAUAACAUUAACAGAUUAUCUAAACUUACAUGAGAUGCUAAGGAACAUCAGUGAUAUUGAUUUGGCACUUUCCUUCUACCAUGUUGCUGGUGCCUCUGUUGAUAAAGCAACCUUCAAGCAUGUUGCCAAGAUGGUAGCCAAUGUUGACCUGUCAGAUCAUCUAACUGAUGUUGUCUUCACACUUUUUGAUGAAGAUGAUGAUGAUAAGCUAAGCCAUCAUGAGUUUGUGUCAGUGAUGAAACAUCGUGUCAUGAGAGGCUUGGAUAAACCUAAAGAAGUUGGCCUAGCAAAGAUCACUAAUUCAAUGUGGAAAUGUGCAAAGAAAACGAAAAUACUGAAGGAUUCACAUUCAUAAGAACAAAGAAUAUAGAAUAGCAAGCAAACUGCCCUGAUUCAGCAUGCACGCAAUGGAAUGGUUAAAAAGUACUACUGAACUACAAGAUAUAGCGCCUGAUUAAAAAUUGAAUAGAAUUCAAAAUUUGACGUAUGCUCCUUUAAAACACAGUGCGUUUUUGAUACAAAGUUUACAUGUACUGUAUGUCUUCUUUUUUGAAGAUCGUUCUCUAGGCUGUGGUAGUACCUUUCAAGUUAGGAUUGCAUUUCAAAAAUCCCUGGCAGUUGGACCUAUUGAUGUUCUAUACACUUUGAUAUUGAAGAGUAUCACUAUUAGGAGCUCCAGUAGGAUCCUCUCAAUCAGAUUAGAUCACUUCUUGUACACUUCUAACCAAUGUUAGUGUAUGUUUUAUGGAAAGCUAUAUUGACAACAUUACUUUAAUUGAAAAGUUACAUUGACAUCUAAUGUUUAGUAGACUCUGCAAUUGAAAAGAUCUAUAGUGUAAUUUCAGUAUGUCGGUCAUACAAUGCAUGUGUCAACACUGAUGUGGCAUUAUUGUUACCCUCCCAAAUACCAAUGGAUCACACAAGUCAACUGCAAUGAGGAGUAUUCCAUAGUGUAUUGUAAGUUUUGUGUAUUAUUGUGGAAAUAGACAACAUCCAGUAGAUGUACACUGGAAAAGAAAUUGAAUGUGUUAGAGGAGAUGAUGGAAGAACUCUAAUUGUGUUCACAAGGAGUUACCAAUCAGUGUUUUUAAGAAAGGUAACGAAAUGUUAUCAGGAAAAUAAUAUUUAUGAAAUGGCAAUGGGCUGGCCAUCUGGUAAAUUGUGAGAAAAUGGAAUGACACACAAUUAACUGGAUUCAACAAACCAGGGGUUGCGCCCGCAGGGGCGGGGGGCCCUACAGGGCCCCCUGUCGGGGAGAGGUGUCUUCCCCCCCCCCCCCCCCCCGG